CUCCUGUUCCUACGCUACGCCACCUACCUACCUACUGGGUAGCUAGCUCGCUGGUGCAGUUUGAUCGGAAAGCAAGCUGUCAAACCUGGGAUGAAACGUCGCCAGCGGGAGGGCUUGGCGAACUCCUUUCUCUCGAGCCUCCUCCUUCUCCUCCUUCUCCUCCUCCAUAUCUUGCCUCUCGUUGGCUUGCUCCCUUUCUUCUGUGCGUCCGGAUCCAUCCCGAGCGGGUGAACCGUCUGCAUCCCCAUACUUUGCACCAAGAUGGCGGUUAAGGACACGCACGCAUGGUCGAAGCCGCAAUGUCUAAAUUUCAGACUGUCAACGAUGCACCCUGCGCCGUUUCUUGGCAAUCAGGAACCUCUGGUGAAUCGAAAACGGGCCCCUGGGUAUUCCAAAAAACAGCAAGAGUUCUGGAUCGUUGGGUUCGCAAGAUAUGCCGGAUCUCUGCUGGGUCAUCGGUUACGAUGGCCACAAGGGGACAACGGUGCGGUAAUAACGUAUACCAGACGCCCCUGUUCGUACGAGCUUGGACUGUCUGUCAGCCGCAAGGGAGGUCGAAAUCGUUACAUGCCUUCCUUGCAUUCGUUCUCCUCUGGUUCUCGGCGCAACGCUGCCCGUUUAGGGAAUUUCUUUUUUGGGACCGGAGGGAGUGGCCUUCCUCGAUGGUCUGGCAAGAUGCUUGUUCAAUUAAACUUGGCCGCGGGUUGCGUACCGUAGCUGCGCCAUUCCGUCCGUCUCGAUCCCGUUCGUCCCUGUGCCUUCACACAGUCAAUGCCGGGAGCUAGGAGUCCCUGGCAAAGAACAUGGUGGCCCGAGGGUCGAGGGUCGAGGGAUGGUGUUUCAACUAGUGCAUCGAAUUGCCAAGGCCAUCCGUCUCGUGGAAGAAAUUAGCGUAGUCGGGUGAUGAU
Molecule: messenger RNA, 908 nt
Organism: Colletotrichum navitas
Lineage: Eukaryota; Fungi; Ascomycota; Sordariomycetes; Glomerellales; Glomerellaceae
Exons: 1
Coding region: 285-785 (166 amino acids)
Source: RefSeq, a predicted model, not a curated record